Messenger RNA from Saprolegnia diclina VS20, 2651 nucleotides. RefSeq lists its product as hypothetical. NCBI's taxonomy places the organism in Eukaryota, Oomycota, Saprolegniomycetes, Saprolegniales, Saprolegniaceae. The transcript is spliced from 2 exons. The coding region runs from base 79 to 2613 and encodes 844 amino acids. The record is from RefSeq and is a predicted model, not a curated record.
CUCAAGUCGCCGCUUCAUAAAAACGAGCGAGCCUAGGGAAUUGUGUAGUGGCAUCAUCAGCGCAGCCACAGAACGAGCAUGGCGUCGCUUGGUCCCAAGACUGCGCUCGACGAGCACCGCUCGGGCGACGAUGGCCGGACCACGCCGCGCGCCUCGUCUCGCACGGGGAAAGCGCCAGCAGCAGUUGGCGCCAAGCUGCACCCGGCGCACCAGCGGCUGGCGCCGACUAAGAGCAGCAUCCCGCGCCCGUACUUCUUAAACUACCAAGGCCAAGGCGCCGCGGCGCCGCCGCCCGAGGCUGGCUGGCAUCCGACGGUACAGCACAACUUUCGCGGCAUUGCACACGAUUCGCCUCUGUACGCGCGGAAACCGGCCGUCAUUGCCCAGACCCGCGCCUUCUUUGGUGACGACGAGUCGCCACCGCGCGCAACCAACGACGCAACCUUGCCGCCGUCGUCCCGCGCCUUGACAACGAGCGAUCUCUCGACGACCGUGGACCAAGCGGCGUUGGCGUCGGCGGUCGACGACGGUGACAUUUUGCUGACAAGUGGCCCGAUGCUACCGCGCGGCCGCACGCUGCCACCGGCACUGAAUACAAGCGACUUAGACUCGCCAAUGGCCUCGUCGACGGCGUCGACCGCCUCGACGGGCCCGCGGGCGCCGAAGACGCCGUCUGGCACGAUCGGCGACGACGGCCUCACUGCGUCGCAAAAGGUUCGCAUCGGUCUCUCUGGGCUGCUGCUGACGUCCGAAGCCUUUCGCAACUCGACGGGCAUCAACACGAGCGGGCGGUCCUUGCGCGACGCGAGCCCGGGACGGACGCGUGCGCUCAACUUGAGCUCGGCGCCCAUCAGUCCCGCAAGCAGCCGGACGUCGAGUCAGGGCUCGUCCCGCUCGGUGCGCACCGAGGCGCUCGUCGCCAAGCUCAUUCCUACAAAGAACAGCGUGCAGGGCCUCAUUGGGUACAUCAAGGAGCUGCAGUCGUCGGAAGCGUCGUUGCGAACGCACUUGGACACGAUCAAGACCAAGGCCCAGGAAGACCUCGCGGCUUCGUACGGCAAAGUCAACAACCUCGAGUCGAGCAUGCGCGUCAUUGAGAACGAGCGGCUGCGCAACGCGAUGGAGCUCGAGCGCAAGGCGCGCGAGAUUGACGCGCUCCAAGAAAAGAUCCGCGCGCUGCGCAAAGCGAUGGAGGGCCAGAUCCCGUCGACGAUGCUCAGUCAGCUCACGCCGCUCGGCUCGCCCGAGACAGGGACUGCCGCGUUUGAUGGCUUUACGUUUGAGGAGUCGCCCACCCAUGCCAAGGACCCCAGCAGCGAUGGUGGUCCGGCGACGCCCACCGCCAUCACACUGGAGACCUCGGCUCCUCCGAGCCCCAGUCCACCGUCACCCAAGGCGGUGCUUGAUGCGUUUGCGCCAACGCGGCCGCCAGCUCCGUUUGUCAUGACGAGCGACGCGUUUGCACAAGACCCGCCGGUGGUGCUGAGUGCGCAGACGUCGCCGAGGACGCCGAGCGAAGACGUCGCCCGCGCCUUGACGUCGUGCUUGCCGCGCACCCAGACGUCGUCGCCGAGGCUCAAGGCGGCUCCUGUCGCACCGACUGUCGAGUAUCCCCCUGCGCCGAUUUUGACGCUACCCUCGGUGGCCCCGCUGCCUCGCGCCACGCCUUUUGUGCCGCCCGCCACCAGCACCACGCCACCGACUGUCGUUUCUCCCCAUCCAGCUGCGCAGUCGCCACAGUCGCGCUCCGUGGCCCGCCCGCCGCUGCACCCGUCGUCGACGUCCCCGACCAACAAUACGCCGCAGACAUCGAGAAGCAUCGCUGCGAGGUCGCCGCCGACGUCGCCGUCUGCUGGUGAAGGGCAGACACUAUCGCAACUGCUCACGGACUUCUACAAGUCGCACCAGCCCGACAAGCUCAAGGACGUCAAGCACAUUGUCAAGACCUAUACGGGCAAGGAGCACGACUUGCUGCAGCUCCUUCAAGUCAAGUACGGUGCCCGAAGCAUCCAAAAGCUCGCCGCCGGGCUUGCCAUCGUGCCUCUGCCCCGAGGUGCAACGCCUCUGUCGACGGCAACAAAUGAAUGGUUUCCGAUUCGGUUGCUCGCAGCGGCGUCGGCCAUGGGCUGUCUUGGUCUCGUCUGGUGCGGUGCAGCGUCGCACCUCGACUGCACGUCGGUGACCCCUGUCUCACCCGCGUACUGCGCGCGCUGGACGGCGACCACCGAUGCGUUCUGGGCCCGCGCCGACACGGACACGGCGUGGGACGUCCUGGCACUCCUCCCUGCUGCCCGCGAGACGGUGGCUGCCGUCACGAGCGGCGUAUGGGGCAACUCGGUCGACCGCAGCGCCCGCGCAUGGCGCCACGUUCAGUCGAUGGACAUGCCCACAAUGACGACCGCGCUUCAGGAUGGCGCGCAGGCGUUCCAAGCGCUCGUGACAGGGUCGUCAACGGCGCAAUGUACCACCAAGAAGACGAGCCUCCCCGAGACGCUGGUCGUCCCCGGCGGCGGUACGUUGCACCGCGCGUCGAUGGACCCCGUGGUGUUUGCCGUCCACGCUUCGCUCAACGAGGUCGAUGCGCUCGCUGUCCGUGAGAUGCAGUGGCUAUAAGCCCCUCUUCUUGUGAAUUCAUUGUGCUUUGCUAUUUA